Molecule: messenger RNA, 1320 nt
Organism: Momordica charantia (bitter melon)
Lineage: Eukaryota; Viridiplantae; Streptophyta; Magnoliopsida; Cucurbitales; Cucurbitaceae
Product: exopolygalacturonase-like
Biological process (GO): carbohydrate metabolic process
Molecular function (GO): polygalacturonase activity
Source: RefSeq, a predicted model, not a curated record
AUGGCCAUGGCUAGAAGUUUUAAGCUCCUUCAAACCCUUUUCUUAGUAUUUUCUUGGCAGUCCUGUGGGAAGACUUCUGCCGCUCUCGAUACCAUCUCCGACGCGGUGAAUGAUCUCGAUGCUGUUUUGAGCAGCGGUAAUAGAGGCCGCGGCAAAGUUUACGAUGUUAGAAAGUAUGGAGCUAAAGCGAAUGGAAAGAAUGAUGAUGUUCAGGCAUUCAUGACAGCGUGGAUUGCAGCCUGCCGGAACACCAGCGGUCCGGCGACGCUUCUGAUUCCCGGCGGCCGAUUUCUGGUGGGUCCGCUGGUAUUUGCCGGUCCGUGCCGAAGCUCGCCAAUCACCCUCGAAAUUCAGGGAACUGUAAAAGCCACUACCGAUAUCAGCGAAUAUUCUUCCCCAGAAUGGUUCUCCAUCGAAGAUAUCAAAAACUUCAUCCUCACCGGCGCCGGCGUCUUCGACGGUCAAGGCGCCGCCGCCUGGCCCUACAACAACUGCAAGAAGGACAUCUCCUGCCAAAGUCUUCCAAUUUCGAUUAAAUUCUCGAGAUUGAACCAUACGAUUGUGAACGGGCUGACUUCUGUGAACAGCAAAGGUUUCCACACCUCUGUUUUCGACUGCUAUAACUUCACGGCGAUGAACAUGAAGAUAACGGCCCCCGGAAACAGCCCCAACACCGACGGUAUGCACCUCAGCACCUCGAAAUUGGUCACCAUUUCUGAUAGCGUCAUCGGCACCGGUGAUGGCUGCGUCUCCAUCGGCCACAGCUGUGAAAAAGUCACCGUCACCAACGUCACCUGCGGCCCCGGAAAUGGCCUCAGUGUGGGCAGCCUCGACAAGUACCCAAAGGAGAAAAGCGUGGUCGGCGUUCUUGUGAAGAACUGCACCAUUUUCAACACCACCAACGGUGCUAGAAUCAAGACAUGGGCAGGGACGGUGUCAGGGUUAGCAACGAAAAUUAUCUUCGAAGACAUCAUCAUGAGAAACGUCAAGAACCCCAUAAUCAUCGACCAAACCUACGGGACAAAGCAAAAAAAGGAGUCCAAGUGGAAGAUCAGUGACGUCCACUUCAAGAACAUUCGCGGUACGUCGACGACAAAUGUGGCGGUGUUGUUGGAGUGCAGCGCAUUGGCCCAAGGUGCAUGGAGAUUAGAAGAGGGCGAGUGUCGGGCUUGGCCAUGGGCCGAGCUCGGCUGCACCGAGCACGGGUCGGGACUGAGCCGUGCUCAGCUCGAUUCGUCUGGUUCGUCUGGUAGUCUCUUUGAUUCUCUUCUCGUUGCUUUGUCGUUUGUCCUUUGUAUAACAAUUGCCUCCUACUCCUAA